GGAAACAUGAUGGGCGAUUUGAGUCUCAUGGAGCCAUCGUCCCGCUUACUGCACAACGACUCCAGACGGCGGCACACCUCGGUCAAACAGAUGUCCAACAAAGGCUGGGGCCCCACGGCCUCCUGAAGCACAUAAACAGUUGUGGUGAAACUCAUGUGACAUCAGAGCAGGAGAAGGACGUCCCUCUGCUCAAACUACAGAGAAAAUUGCACCAUCAGCCUCCCUCUUUCCGUGCAUGGACCACCCUCUACUGUUCUGUGUUAGUGGAUUUAAAAAAAAAAAAAAAAAGAAAAUCUCUUUUUUUUUUUUUUUUUGCCGCUGCUGCAUGCAGACAUUCAUUCUGAAUGAAGGCAGAGACAGAGUGGAUACCGGGAGCGUGAGGAGGAGAGCAGGACUUCAUCACAACUGAGACGCCAAGUUAGGACCACUGAGACAGAUCAGUCCCUUUGUUUGGUGCGAGACAAAGCUAUAAUCAUGGGACCUGGGGCUUGGAAAUUGUCUCUUCUGCUUUUUCUCACCUUCUGGACCUGCAGCCAAGCUCUCGCCAAGAACCCCAUUCUUUCAAGAAUACGCAGAGCUACGGAGAACGACGGCGACAACAAACGAUGUUCCUACACCUUUUUGGUCCCCGAGCAAAAAAUCACAGGCCCCAUCUGCGCCGCUCGCGGUUACACCACCGACAAGGACCGGGUGACGCGGCUGGACGUGGCGGCGGUGCGCGACCUUCUGUCGAAGCAGAGGAGGGAGACGGAGACUUUGAAGCUGGUGGUGGACGUGGACGGCAACUUGGUGAAUGAGAUGAAGCUGUUGAGGAAGGAGAGCCGCAAUAUGAACUCCAGGGUGACCCAGCUUUACAUGCAGCUGCUGCAUGAGAUCAUCCGAAAGAGGGACAACUCGCUGGAGCUGGCGCAAUUGGAAACCCGGAUUCUGAACGCCACCACUGAGUCACUCCGUCUGGCCUCCAGGUACAGGGAUCUGGAGGCCAAGUAUGCGGCUUUGUCGGCGGUGGUGAAUAACCAGUCAGCGCUGAUUGGAGAGCUGGAGGAGCGCUGCGCGCAGGUGUACAGCCGCAGGCACGACCACCCACCGCUCGGUCCCCCACUGGUGCAGGUGGUGCCUGAGAACAUUCCUGUCAACGUACCACGAUUCACCAAUGAAAUCCAGAGAGACAACGCCAGGUUUUCCAGGGAGAGGGGCUCCCGCUCUGGGCCGGCACCCACUAGUGGUUCCAUAGAGAAACCUAUACAAAGAAACUUCAGUACUGAAGGUCCAUUCAGAGACUGCCUCGAUGCCCAGGAGGCCGGCCACAGCACCAGCGGCAUGUACCUUAUCAAACCGGAUGAGGCCGACAGGCCAGUGCAGGUCUGGUGUGAACAGGAUAUAGACAACGGUGGCUGGACUGUUCUCCAGACCAGGAAAGACGGAUCUGUCAACUUUUUCAGGAACUGGGAAAACUACAAGAGCGGCUUUGGCAACAUCGACGGGGAAUACUGGCUGGGACUGGAGAGCAUCUACAGCCUAGGGAGGCAGAGCGACUACAAGCUGCUGAUCGAACUAGAAGACUGGAUGGGGAAAAAGGUCUACGCUCAGUACGGCAGCUUCCACUUGGAGCCGGCUAGCCAGGACUACCGCCUGAGACUGGGCACCUACCAGGGAAACGCCGGCGACUCCCUGAGCAGCCACAACGGCAAGCAGUUCACGACUUUGGAUCGAGACAAAGACGCCUUCUCAGGAAACUGUGCUCAUUUCCACAAAGGAGGAUGGUGGUACAAUGCUUGUGGCCAAACCAAUCUUAACGGUGUUUGGUACAAUGGGGGGGUCUACCGCAGCAAGUUCCAAGACGGGAUCUUCUGGGCUGACUACGGCGGGGGCUUCUACUCUAUGAAAUCUGUCCGUAUGAUGAUCCGACCCAUAGACUGAGCAGACAGGCCCGGUCCAUUGGUAGCCGGAGAGACUUAAAGGUUUUUCAAACUCGGUCUGAACUGUGUUUUGUCAGCAGCAGAUUGAUCUGCGAAAAAAACCAGCACCAAAAAAGCCUCGAAAAACAGGAACUUUUUUAAAUUUUAUAUAUCGUUAAAAAACAUAGAACCCUAUUAACUUGCAACUGCCCGCUGUACAAUAGUGCAGGGUUUUAAAACCAGCACUGCAGGCAGUACUGACCGGACGCACGCACUUCCUCACACAUGUUACGGCUUUCAACAGCCCUAGCCUAAGCCUUAAAUGUGUGCUAUGAAUUUUAAUACGAUUUAAGUGAGCUUAAAUGAUGACACUUCCGCUAACAGGAAGCUGCAAUGAUAGCAGGGAUACAGUGUAAAAGUCAUGCAUAAAGGCUAAAAUGCUAAUGUGCUUAUAUCAUUUUCUACGCCAUCUAUUGGGGAAACGUGGGUAUUGCAGGGGAAAAGUCCGAAGUAUAAUGAUAAUAUAAAUUAAUUAUGUAAUUUGGAAAAGUUAGCGGGCCGGAUUAAAAAGAUGAACGCGCCACAUCCGACCCUCGGGCCUUAGUUUUGCCCUUGUUUGUCUAGCUACGACAUGCUACGUAGCAUCGGCAUUUUAUGGUAACGGUAAAUCCGCUCAAUCCCAAUGUAAGUCCGAAUGGUUCUGGAUAAAAAAGGGCUAAAAACAGUUGCGAAAAUGGUGUCGCUAAUGGCUAAAAACCUGUUCAUUGUUACUGUUUAUUUAUUGAUUCUGUUCAUGUGUGAUUAGCUCAUAGAAUCGUUUCUAGAUUUAGGAAGUGUUGUCCUCACCAUCCUCACCCCAGUAUUGGAGCUCCCAGUUUCCAGUUCCGGGAUGUAAACUGCACCUCCUACCUCGCCACGAUUGAACUUGAGCUCUACUGGCCGGGAGCUGGAAAAUACAUUUCAUUAAUACUCACAUACAUUUUUUUUUUUUUUUUGAAGACGCAGAGUUAUAGUCCAAAAAUAUGUGGUUUUUUGGGAAAGACACAGCAGUUAAGGGGUUAUUUACAUCUGCGUGUGUAUUCUUUAUAAUGUAUGUAAAUAUAUUCUGAGCAGGUAACCAGAAAUCCACGUGUGCAAAGAACUUAUCAUAUAAAAAGGGACAGGUUUCCCGAGGAACAGUUAGAGAAUGGUCCUGCAUAAAUCCCUUCACUGUAUAUAUAAAUAUACAUACAUACAUACAUACAUAGAUAUAUAA
Molecule: messenger RNA, 3153 nt
Organism: Cynoglossus semilaevis (tongue sole)
Lineage: Eukaryota; Metazoa; Chordata; Actinopteri; Pleuronectiformes; Cynoglossidae
Product: angiopoietin-related protein 1-like
Exons: 6
Coding region: 475-1920 (481 amino acids)
Biological process (GO): fibrinolysis; positive regulation of heterotypic cell-cell adhesion; blood coagulation
Cellular component (GO): fibrinogen complex
Molecular function (GO): protein-macromolecule adaptor activity; extracellular matrix structural constituent
Source: RefSeq, a predicted model, not a curated record